AUGUUCCUCAUUGAAACCAACCUUUAAGUUUAAGAUACACGUGGGCAAAUAAACAUUUCCGCUGUUUCUGUCAAUUUACAUCUUGCUGCAACGAUGAGAACUCGCUAUAAAAAUGAUAAACGAGAGAGUUUACAGAUGAGUAGUGAACAUUAAUUAUUGAAUUGAAAGCGUAAAAAAAAACUUGCAUUCCAUAGAUAAAUAUGAAUUGAAACAAUUCGAAAAGUUGAGAGCACGUAUCCUGAAAAAUACACGCGAGAGAUGUCACUUUCGUGAAAAAUGAGUCUCUCGAUGGAUCGCAUAGAGUUCCAAGAAUCAAAGAAGUAAACAAUGGAAAUGUUAAAACUGAAAACUGUGACAGACAAAAUAUUUGAUUUGAUGUUUGGAAAAAUCAGUAUUAAGUUUCCUAAAUGUGAACUAAAUUUUUACCAAGAGGAAUUUUAUUUGUCUACCUCCACAAAAAAUUAUUAUAAGCAAAUUGCAUUAAAUAGAGAAGCGUUAUAAAAUUGGAAAAAUGAAUUCUCAUUGUAAUACCUUAAACACGAGAUUAUAUCACCGAGGACAAAUUGAUGUAAUAGACAUGCCAACAGAAUUAAGUUGUAACUAUAAAUAUUUCUUUGUUUACGAGGAUCAGAUAUCUAAAUUCAUUGUGUUAAAAGGUUUACAUGAAAAUACUGCAAGCGAAGUAGCUAGAAAACUCUUAGAUACAUUGGCCAUUAUUGGAGCGCCACAAGUUUUGCAAAGCACUAAUGGACGCAAGUUCGCAGAACAAGUUGUACAGGAGUUACGUCUUUUGUGGAAAGAUUUUAUUAUACUUCAUGGAGAAAUCUCAGAGAACAAAGAAAACAGUAGAGAUUUUAAAGAUUUACUUGAGCGUUGGGUGCAAAAGAACCCAUCAAAAACAUGGUAUGAGGCUUUGAAACAUGUUCAGAUUUUUGAAAAUACAACGUUUUGUUGUGACAAUGGAAAAAUUCCUUAUGAUAUAUUAUUUGGGCGGAAUGUACAUGAAGAAUUUCAGAAGAUGACUAAUGGUAUACCCGCAAAAGAAAAUAUAUGGACGGAAGAAGAAUGGAUUAGUCUUGUGUCUAAUAAAAAUAAUGAUAUUGAAAAAGAUGAGACUGAAGAGUUUAACGAAGAUCCAAAUUUUAUAGGUAUCGGUGACAUGGAUAGUUCUAGAGACGAUGAUAGUGACUCUUAUUGCACAAUCAAGAAUGAGCUUGCAGAAGGUACUACUGGUUUCAAUUUUGUUAAUGUUAAAAGUGAACCAUUGAAUAUGCAUAUGGAGGAUUCAGUAUUUGAAGACGAAUCGACGGUAGAUAAUAAAACAAAAUUAGUUUCCGAAAGUCAUGAUUUGAAGUGUAAAAUCUGCCAAAAACAAUAUAUGAAACCUGGUCACUUGAAGAAUCAUAUGAAGAUACAUGUGAAAGGAAAAAAGUUUGAAUGUAAGUUAUGUAAAAAAACAUUUCACGUUCUCAGUUUAUUCGAGAAGCAUAUGCAACAGUCUCAUAGACAAAAUGAGCAAUCUCGAUUGAGUAGUACGAGAAGAAGUAAAGAUUCUCGGGAAAAAACAAUAUUAGACACGGAAACAUCCAAAUUGGAUUAUUCAUCGAAUACAAAUAUCAGUGAAACAGAAUCCACCGUUACGGAUGAGGAUCCUAAGACAACAACGAAUUCUAGUUCUCUGAAAGAAAGAAAACGAAACUCUACAGAGAAUCGCUCGCUGAAAGUAAACGGAGACCCAACUCUGAGUUGCACAUACUGUAAACAGAAAUUUAACUUUCCUAGCGUAUUAAAAAGGCACAUGCGAUCUCACACGAACGAGAGACCCUACAUCUGCAAAAUUUGUAAUAAAAGCUUUAAACAAUUAGGACACCUCAGUCAACAUUCAUUGACACACAAGGAUUACCGUUCUUUUCACUGUGCGGUCUGCGGUAUAAAAUUCGAGUCGUUGGGUUCGUUAAAAGUCCACACUCAGUCGCAUAAGGAGGAUUAUAUCUCGAAAACGAAAGAAGCUUUUCGCUUGUUCGAAUGUGGUAAUUGUAACAAGGUAUUCACGACUAAGAGUGUGCUGGAGCGACACAUACUUACUCACUCUCACGAACGUCAAUUUGCAUGUAUAAUUUGUGGUAAACGAUUCAAACAAACGGGGCACUUAAAGUCUCAUAUGUUAGUUCACACGGGCGAACGGAAAUUUGAAUGCACGGUCUGCAAAAAAAGAUUCAGCCUUUCUAACUCUCUUAAAAAGCACAUGUACGUGCAUAAUGGAGAAAAACCGUAUCAGUGCGAUGUCUGCGGCGCACGAUUCCUCGAGAAAAGAAACUUGAACGGGCACCUUAUGACUCAUACGAACGAGCGUCCGUUUCGUUGUAAAAUUUGUGGGAAACGUUACACCUUGGCGGACACUUUGCGGCGUCAUAUAAGUGCUGCUCAUGAAGAAGGACGAACGUAUCAAUGCGAAAUUUGUGCGAAGAUGUUCAAACAACUGGCACAUCUCUCUGUCCACAAGAAAGUACACAAUGACGAGCGGCCAUUCCAGUGUCACUUGUGCGAGAAAAACUUCAAGCAUAAAAAUGUCCUCAAAUCCCAUCUAGCCAUCCAUGCUAACGUGAGACCAUUCGAAUGCGAUGUGUGCAAGGCUACCUUCGUGAGGAAGACGAAUUUACAAACACACAUUGCGUCCGCCCACAUGAACGAACGACCAUAUGUUUGUACCAUUUGUGGGAAACGGUUCAAACAAAUUAGUCACCUGAACGGUCACGUUGUGGUUCAUAGCAAUCUAAUGCCUUAUCAAUGUGAUUUCUGUGAUCGACGGUGUAACAGACUCGAUAAUUUGAAAAAACAUAUGCGUCUCCAUACAAAAAACAAAGAAGGAGUAGCUUCUUAAGAGCGAAUGUUUUACAUAGCUGUCUUGUAAAAGACACAAUUCAUGAAAUUGUUUGAAUGUGGAGUUAAUCCUUUGCGCUACGAUGUCACCUCUAACUACAAAACUAUUUUUUCCUGAAACUCUUAAAUCACCUCUGAUAGAAUACUUCAUACAGUUGAUAAAACAAAUUAGUGUUACACAAUUUUAUUAAAAAAAUGCUUUGAAAAUAUAUAAUACAUAGAAGUCUGAUACUAUACACUUUUCAUCAUAAUAAUAUUAAUAUUCCUUAUCAAAUGUUCAAAUAAAUCAAUAAUUGCAUUGAAUUGAACAUAUACCUUAUCCCUUUAAAUAAUGUAAAAUGUUUCCAGAGAUAUGUUAUGUGCAAUUUGAUCAUUGUUGGUAUUGGUUUAUUCUCAUACUUGGAGGCUCGUUGUAUAUUUGUUAGAGCAAUAUUGUGAAACUUAUGACAGGAAGUCAUUUUUACAUGUAGGAGGUUGAAUUAAAUAUUUAAUUCCUUAAAAAAAUGUAAAUAACAAUAAAGUAGAUAAUUUAAUAUUAUGUGUUUUUUCCGAAUAAUCAGAAAAAUGACAUCUAAGUUGGCAGAGAACAAACUAAGAAAACAAUUAUAGUGCAAAGGGUUAAUAUGUUCGACGACGUGUGUAUUAGCAGUAAAGAUAAGUCAUUUUUAGAAGCUUUGCUAUCAGUCUGUAAUGAUUGUAAUCUUCAUUGAGCCCUAAUGAAUUUUACUUUAUUUCUAAUGGCAUACUUCCAUGGAAUCAUUGUACACUUAUAGAUUUCAAAUAUUUUUAUAUCGCAAAUAGAAUGUCACGAUGUGUGAAAGCUUUAUUCUUUUGAAUGUAUAAAAAUCAAAGUGGUAAGUGAUCCUAAUUCGAACAUAUCAGAAUUAGAAUGAACGAUAAAAGAUUCAAAAGAAUAUAGCUAAAAAAUUCUUCUUGUAUUUUUACUAAUUCGUACAAUAAGUUUUUUCUUAUUUGUAAGUUUUACCGCAAUCUGAAAACCAAGAUAAUGUAUAAUUCUAUUGUACAAAUAUGGCGGAUAAUGUUUUAAUUUGAGAUAAAAUUUUUAAGAUUCAUACAUGUAUAUAUUCAGAGAAAUUAUCUGUCCAGUAAACUUAUUUCAAAUUGUGAUAAA
Molecule: messenger RNA, 4012 nt
Organism: Hylaeus anthracinus
Lineage: Eukaryota; Metazoa; Arthropoda; Insecta; Hymenoptera; Colletidae
Product: zinc finger protein 569-like
Exons: 4
Coding region: 512-2881 (789 amino acids)
Biological process (GO): DNA integration; regulation of transcription by RNA polymerase II
Cellular component (GO): nucleus
Molecular function (GO): RNA polymerase II cis-regulatory region sequence-specific DNA binding; DNA-binding transcription activator activity, RNA polymerase II-specific
Source: RefSeq, a predicted model, not a curated record